Zygotorulaspora mrakii is the source of this 273-nucleotide messenger RNA. It is a transcript of the gene LSO2, whose product is annotated as Lso2p. The transcript has a single exon. NCBI's taxonomy places the organism in Eukaryota, Fungi, Ascomycota, Saccharomycetes, Saccharomycetales, Saccharomycetaceae. Bases 1 to 273 code for a protein of 90 amino acids. The record is from RefSeq and is a predicted model, not a curated record.
AUGGGUAAAAGAUUUUCGGAAUCGGCAGCUAAAAAGGCAGAAGGGCUAGCAAGGAAAAAACAACAGGCGAACGCAAAACAAAGAGCGGAACAGGAAAGACUAGAAGCUGAAGAAGCAUCAAAAUGGGAGACGGGUUCUCGUCAACCUAACCAGAAAAAGAUUUUAGAGGAGCAAAAGAAGCAAGAAAAGCUAAAAGCCAAGAAGGAGCGUGAUGCUCUCCUGGCAGACGAACAUGAAAUUAUUGCCAGUGAACGCAAAUGUAAAAGAAGGUAG